AACAUUCUCUCUCCUGCACGCCGCGUCCCCGACAUGCGCCGCGCUGCACUAAAUACUAGUGUCACCACGCAGCCGAUCAUGCCUCUGUACGAGCGUCUCUAUCGAACAAAAACCUGCAACAAGAAUUCAGACACUACCUCAGUUGCGCCAAGGCAGAAGAUGCCCGCAACCAAGGUAUUGGCUCCAAAGACAAGUCCGGACGCUUCAGCGCCUCGAACACCCAAGCUGCUUGCAAAGGCUAGAGCAGAUUACGAUCAAAAUAGCAAGGAAGGAUUUAGGAGAACAAAGAUUCCGAGACCAACGAUUGCCGCAUUGAGGCAGGCCAAUCUUCGACAAAGAAGCGAGUUUUGGGCAAGGAUGCCAAGUGUGAUCCAUAGACCCAAGACGACGGCCAUGCAAGAUCUGGACAAGGAUUUGACGGAUGAUGCAAGUUUCAAGAAAGAGUUGGAGUCAGAGUACAUGGGUAUUGAAGACUCAAGCCUGCAUUCAGAUGAGCCCACUAUGACCGGCGAUACCGAAAUGGACAGCACUUCGCUCAUGUUCAACGACGACAGUUUCGACGAGUCCGUUAGCCCUGACCAGCAAACAAGCAUCCUCAAGGUUAUGGGACGAAAGCUUGUCGGAACAAAGCGACUGAUGUUGGGACUUCGAACUGACAGGGCGCCGUGGUUCAUUGGGCUAGCUCGCUCCCCAAAGUAUAUCGCCGAGUGUGUUGGCAUGCCACGUGUGCGUCCUAGAAGCGAACGACUGCAGCAGCCAGUAUCGGCCGCCAUGACUAAGCAAACUGCGUGCAUCGAAGGACUGAAGGCCACCGGAGCCAAGUCAUCAGCAGCAGCAAAGCCUUGCAAAGCGACUACAAAGAUUGUCGUUCAGCCUCACGGUGACGAAAAGUCCAAACUCUCAAGGUCAACCAAGUCCAGCGCUCCCCAGAUGUUGCCAACCAAGACUCGUACCGCGUCUCUUGCUUGUCAUCAGAAGGUUGCAGUGAAGUCAAAACCUGCUCGCAAUACGGUCUCUGUUUCGAAGCCACACCCUGUCACCACACGGAAGCCUCCAGCUGAUCGAUCAGUAAGCACGAUAACUUGUCAGAAAGCGGCGAUGGACGGAUCACAUACUGAAAAACCCACUCUACGAUCAGCUAUGCGUGUAUCCAACUCUGCUGUAGCUAAGAAGCAAGUCCAAUUCAUCGAGGGACCCAUCAAGCCACACGUCUACCCCUGUAACAACACUGCCAAGCUGCCAACUUUACCGCUUGCCAGGCUGCUUCGCUCCAAAGUAGUUCCAGCAGAUUCCGGGAAUGCACAACUAUUUGAAGGCACAGGCCAGGGCUGUCUGACACUCAAGCAUCGCUUCCUGAAUCGCUACGCCAGUGUCCAAGCAUACGAAGCACGUCGCCGUGAAGAAGCUCUUGCCAAGGGCGAGCAGCCAGGCUUGGGCCAGCUUGAUUAUGGCAAUGCUGACUUCAAGAUUGCUCUCCAAGCGUCAAAGGCCAUCGAGGCACACGACAUUGGCACGCUGCAAGACCUGAGCACUCUUGGUAAGCUGGGAGCACUCAAGAAUGACGGUCAACAGACGGGCAUUCGCGUGUGGGUUUUUGGAUCUUUCAAGGAGCCUUAUCUCCCUGCAGCUAUCCCUACUAAGCGCGUUGCGGCCCACAAGAAGCCAUUGCGCUGGCCGGUUACGAGAUGUGAGCAGAGUUUGGAUGCUUUUGUGAAAAGGUCCUUCAAGUGCUUGCAACCGGCUCAUGUCGCGACUUGA
This is a messenger RNA of Exserohilum turcica Et28A, 1758 nucleotides long. RefSeq lists its product as uncharacterized. The record is from RefSeq and is a predicted model, not a curated record. NCBI's taxonomy places the organism in Eukaryota, Fungi, Ascomycota, Dothideomycetes, Pleosporales, Pleosporaceae. The annotation marks the transcript as partial. The transcript has 2 exons.